AUGCAUCUUCAAGCUACCACUGAUAGUACGCAUUUCGUUUUUCCUGAAUCCGUCAAAGUCACACAGAAUACUGCGAGUUCUAGCGAUGUCUCCAUUGAAGACAUUUGGUCUCAGAAUUCCCAAGUCCCUGAGGCUGUGGAAGCUUGUGUUCACGCAUUCAUCAAACGAGCAGUUUGGGAGUCUCCUGACAGCCAGGCUGUCUGUUCGUGCGAUGGAGACCUGACAUAUAAGCAACUGGAUGAACUUUCAAGCAUAUUGGCGCAUCAUUUGAUGGAUCUUGGGAUCCGAGUGGGAGAUAAUGUUCUCUUAUCAUUUGAAAAGUCACCAAUUGCAAUUGUUGCCGUUGUAGCAGUCAUGAAGGCGGGUGGAAUAUCCAUAACUUUCGACAGCCCUGAUUCCAGAACGCAUAACUCAAAUACGCCAACUGCAAUAUCUGGCUCACUGUACCUUACAUCGGCGGGGAAUUUCCUGGCGGUCAAAGACGCAGGACACGAAAAUGUAUUGAUUCUGGAUAAUCAAACAUUGUUGGACCUGUCACAGAACCCCAAGUCCUCUACGUUACCCAAAGUAAGCCCAUCAGAUGGACUUUUCGCGACUGUUGAGUAUUCAUCGGAUGGAGUAGAAAGAUUGGCUCUCAUCACCCACAGCCAGUUCAGCAGCGCUAUUGUGUAUCAACAGAAGGCACUUGGGUUCUCCAAAGACACUCGCACCAUCGACUACGUCCCGUAUGCCUCUCCAGUAGCCUGGUGCUACCUAUUACACACGCUAUCUUGUGGUGGGUGUCUGUGUAUGCCAUCACCUCAUCGAGAUUCUGGCAUCCUUCUACCAAGCUCUGCUCCUGGGAAUGCCAAUUGUGCAUUCGUUACUCCAGACUGGGCCCAAGACUUAAACUAUGAGGAUAUCUCAACUCUUGUCCAAGUUAACUGGUCAGAGGAUGAGACAAGUCUUUCAGAAUUUACCCCCAGAGAGACACAACUUACCGUGUUCAGCGCAUACGGAUGUGCGAAGUUGGCUUCUAUUGUUCCCAUCGGCAAGUCAACUAUUUCCUAUACCGCUGGUGAUCAGAUAGGCCCUGGUGAUUCUGGAAUCUUUGAUGCAGAAUGGAAGGUCGAUGCUAUCAAAGCCUCGAUGCAUGAUUUGGCGUCAGAUGGCUUCAAAGGCAACAAUACAAUUUUGUCUGAGCCAUUGAGUGGCGUCUGUCUGUGGAUAAUCGACAUGAACGAUCCAACAUCACUGGCACCCAUUGGCUCGGUUGGCGAAUUAUGGAUUGAAGGGCCGUUGAUAAGCCCGCAAUGUGUGGGUGAAGAGACAUUGUUUGUGGAAAACCCUGCUUGGCUGGUAGAGGGCAGCCUCAACCACCCAGGUCGCUCUGGUUGCUUAUACCGAACUGGCGCCUUGGUUAAGUACCGACGAGACGGGAGCAUCCAACUUUUGGACAAGAGUCUAGAAAGUAAAACGUGUAGUGUUAGCCUUGAUUCUAGCGUCGAUGGGUCGGAGCUGGGUCUAUCGGACUAUGAAAGACUUGCCAACAGCGCAAGCCCCAAUCUCAAUGACCAUGACGCCCCUCGAGAUGAGGUUGAGAUGGCAAUGCAGAAAAUAUGGGCUGACGUCCUCGGUAUUGACUCGGGCCUGAUUGGUAGAGAAAGCCAUUUUUUCAACAUCGGAGGUGAUACAAUUCAGGCUACUCUUAUGUCUCAUAUGGCUCGAUCUGCGGAAUUCUAUAUUUCCACAAGAGAUGUCUUCAAGUAUCCAUUUCUCAAGGACAUAUCAGAGUUACACAACCGCCGUUGCAUUACUGCCGGUACGGAUGAAAGCUCAACUAAGCCGUGUUCUCUUGCCACUCAAGAGACACGAUUCCAAGUCUCUCAGCUUUGGAAUAUUGAGGAGACAAAGAUAAUGGAUAUCCUUCCCUGCACAGCUCUACAGGAGGGACUGUUGGCGCUGACUGUAAAGCAUCCCGGAGAUUACGUUGCAAAGAAUGUCUUCAAAGUCGGCAGCGGUGUGGAUAUCACCAAGCUCAAAGAGGCUUGGAAUCUCGUUGUCAUGAUGAACCCUAUUCUGCGCACAAGAAUGGUCAGUCUGCCUGAGCAUGGCAUUGUGCAGGUAGUUCUAGCCGAAGAACCGAUCUGGGUUAAUAGCACUUCAGAAAAUGAUGUGGUCAUGGGCUUAGGAACACCGUUGAUGAGCCUAUGUAUUCAUCAGGAGAACCAAGAAGCGGACAUCAUACUUUCAUGGCAAAUUCACCAUGCCCUGUAUGAUGGUUGGUCAAUUGGUCUUCUGCUCAAAGAUGUCGAGGAUGUCUACUUCGGCAACGUGAUCCAAGAACUGGAAUCAAUGGACAAGUUUCUGAGCUACAUAACCACCACUGACAAAAACGCCGAGAAAUACUUCUGGAGGGGGCAAUUUGCGGGAACUCAGGGCAUUCACUUCCCAACACCAAAGGUUGCAGAGACUCCAAGCCCUGAUCGACGGCUCGAAAUCUCAGUAGACGACCUAGACUGGCUCAACGGUGACUUCACCAUGUCUACAAUACUACGGGCGGCAUGGUCGAUUGCAGUUGGCUACAACGCGAACUCAACCGAGGCUAUCUUUGGUGUUACCGUCACUGGAAGGCAGGCUCCAGUCUCUGGGAUUGAAAGGAUGGCAGGUCCCACGAUUGCUACUGUUCCACUACGUAUUGGAAUAGACUGGGAACAAGACGUGGAGUCGUUCUUGCGAUCUAUUCAGCGUCAGUCAACCGACAUGAUUCCGUUCGAGCAAACUGGUCUGCAGCGCAUUCGACGAUUGAGUGAAGAAGCCAAUGCUGCCUGUGACUUCCAAACACUUCUCGUUGUGCAACCAGCCGUCGAUGGAACUGUCUCUGAAUCAGAGGAACACUUUUUAACAGAGCUUCAUGGCGAGGACAAAACGAAUAAGUGGCAGGACUUCAGCACCUACGCCCUUGUCAUUGAAUGUCAACUGGAAACUAAGGGUGUUCACUUGCGGUUGGGCUUUGACUCGAGUAUGACAUCCGAGCCUAAGAUGACGCAUAUCGCCCAAAAUAUGGCUACAGUUAUUCGCCAACUGGGGAAUGAACGGAGAAGUACGCAGUCUCUACGAAACCUAGUAGCAAAUACCUUGACUCCAUAUGGCUUGGAUCAAAUAUGGAGCUGGAACAAAACUGCACCAGAGUCGGCUGAUCUGUGUGUCCACGACAUGAUCGCACAGAGAGUUCAAGAGAAUCCCGAUGCUCCAGCCAUCAAUGCCUGGGAUGGAGAGUUGACUUACGGCCAGCUGAAUAGCAUGUCUGACAACUUAGCUCGCCUGCUGGUCAAGUCAAACGUUCGAGGAUGCAUAGUCCCAUUAUACUUUGAAAAGUCCAUGUUCAUGCCGGUAGCCGCACUUGCUGUGAUGAAAGCCGGCGCUGCAGUUGUCGCAUUGGAUAUGAAGUUGCCAGAAGACAGAAUAGGUUCAUUGACAUCGCAAAUUACGUCACCAGUAGCUCUAACAUCUACUGAAAACUUUGAACUGGCAAAGAGGGUUUCAGAUGUUUCGCAUAUCAUACUUGUUGGUCAUGGACAAGACAGUCUAGAUGUCAAACAUUUGAAUAUUGACCUCCCUCGAGUCCAACCAUCAGAUACGCUAUACGCAGUCUUUACCUCUGGUAGUACCGGAACACCUAAAGGGGCGAUGGUGUCACACGCAAAUUUCUGUUCUGCAAUAAAAUACCAACAGGGACCCUUGAUGUUCUCUAACACUUCUAGAGUCUUUGACUUCUCCUCGUACGCUUUUGACGCAUCAUGGUGCAACCUGAUCCAUGCUUUGACAUGUGGAGGCUGUCUAUGCAUACCGUCAGCUUACGAAAGAGAAAAUCAACUUGCAGAAUGUCUCAAGAAGUAUAACAUAACCACCGUGGAUUUCACACCCUCGGUUGCGCGUAUGCUGGGUCCAGACAACCUCUCCGACCUGACCACGCUUAUUCUGGGUGGUGAAGCUGUUGUCCCUGCAGACGCGUUCCUGGCAGGAGACAAGACAGCAAUAAUAAACGUAUAUGGCCCAGCUGAAUGUACACCUACAGUUACGCUGUCGAAAGUCUCCGCUAAUGGCAUUACCAUCGGUUACGGUGCUGGUGUUUGUACUUGGGUUGUGGAUGUAAACGACCCAGAACAGCUGGCACCAUUUGGUGAGGUCGGAGAGCUUUGGGUUGAGGGACCAUUAGUUGGCCAAGGGUACUUAGCUAAUCCCGAGAAAACUCAAGCGGCAUUUAUCCAAGAUCCAGCAUGGCUAAGCAGGGGUGCUCCAGGCCACGCCGGACGAUCCGGCCGCUUGUACAGGACGGGCGAUCUAGUGCGAUAUACCGACUCUGGAGAGCUCCUCUUUGUUGGUCGCAAAGAUACACAGGUUAAAAUAAGAGGCCAACGAGUGGAGUUGGAAGAUAUUGAACAUCAUAUUGCAAACAGCAUGAGCUCCGUUCGGGGUGAUGAUGUGAAAUCGCUGACAAUCAUCGCGGAGACGAUUCGCCCAAAAGAAGCAACAAGCGCAGUGCUGGUGGCAUUCGUCAUGCUAGAAUGCUCCGAGACGGAGAUUUCUGAUGAAUCGUAUAAGAAAAUGGUGCAGAACCUCGCAGCCGUCAGCAACGAGCAACUCAAAGACAGAAUCCCGAUUUACAUGAUACCGACUUCAUACAUCCCAAUCUUCACCAUUCCCAUGACGCCUACAGGCAAAACAGACAGACGACAACUUCGAGAAAUUGCAGAGUCAGCCUGGAAGCAGUAUAAGAAUGUAUCUGAGGAGAAGGAGUCGGAUGGUGUUCUCAGCGAGGUGGAGAAAGUUCUCCAGCAAGUCUGGAUGUCGGUUCUCAACUUGUCCGUUGAUGAAACAUCGGUCAAUAAAGCUUUCACCAGAAUAGGUGGCGAUUCUAUUUCAGCAAUGCAGAUUGUAGCGCAAUGUAGACAACGUAAUAUUGCCAUUACCGUUGCGGAUGUUCUACAGUCAGGGACUAUUCGAAAACUGGCGACUCGGUGUAAGCCAAUAUCACGACUUGCGACGCUGGAUGAAGAUGAUGAAGUCGAUGAAGAGGCUGCUGAGCCUUUUGAUCUUUCGCCUAUUCAGCAACUGUUUUUCGAUGCCUAUCCAGAGGGUCUAAAUCAUUUCAAUCAAAGCUUCGUACUGGAGCUUGGAUCAUUUGUUCCCACAGAGAAGCUUUUGGCAGCGAUGCAGGACCUUGUCGAUCGACAUGCCAUUCUUCGAAAUCGCUUCCACCGUCCAACCGAAGGCAGCAAGGUGUGGAAACAAAGUAUUGCCCCCAAAGGUCUCACGUCAUUUGUAUUUGCGGAGCAUAAUGUUCCGAGUCGUGACGAAGCGACUCUUGCAUCGCAGUGGCGACAAGAAAAUCUUGACAUUGAGAAUGGGCCAGUCUUUGCCUGUGACCUCUUCAACAUUGAAGGCGAUGUCCAACUUGUUACAUUAUCUGCACAUCACCUUGUCGUGGAUCUGGUCUCUUGGAGAAUCAUCUGGGGCGAUAUUGAAGAUCAUGUCAAACACGGCAAAUUGGUCUCAGCACCAUCAACGUCAUGGAAGUCAUGGCUAAGACGUCAAAUGAAAGCCAAUCGUCAUGCCUCUCCCCUAGAUGUGCUUCCGUACAGUGUCCCACUUCCAGACUUGGACUUCUGGGGGCUUUCUUUGAGUGAAAACACCUUUAGCAACUGUACACUAUUCACCGAGGCACUUGAACCGCCCGUCACAAAUGCCGUCUUCGGAGAUGCAAAUGAGUGCUUGAGAACAGAGCCUAUGGAUAUUCUAAUAGGAGCAAUGGCUCACUCGUUCCACCAGAUAUUUCCCGAGAGAUCCGUACCAGUUAUUUGGAUCGAAGGCCAUGGUCGUGAGCAUUCGGAAGACUUGCCGGUUGACGUCUCAGGAACAGUUGGAUGGUUCACCACCAUGCAUCCAGUUCCCGUCAUGGUCAAGCCUGGUGACUCCGUGAUUGAAGCCAUCAGACUAACAAAGGAUACCAGAAAAAAGGUACCAGGUAAAGGCCAGCCAUAUUUUGCUUGCCGGUACUACAGCGAAUCUGGCCGUGAGGCUGCCAAGGGGCAGGAUGUUACAGAAAUCACAUUCAAUUUCACCGGCAGAUUCCAACAGCUUGAAGCCGAGGAGGGCUUAUUCAAGCGUCCCGAACAUCUCGGAGAAAAUGAACACGAUGUCGUCGAUGUCUCGCAAAAGGCACAUCGAAUGACUAUGAUUGAGAUUAAUGCCGACGUGGAAGAGGAUUGGCUGGUGGUGUCUUUCCAAGUUCACCAACAGAUGAUGCACCAAAGUAGACUGCGAAAAUGGGCUCAACUGUUUAUCAGGUCUGUUCAAAGCGCCGUUGCUGAACUUUCCAUGUCUCCGACAAGUUUUACUCUCAACGAUCUCCCAUUACUUCCGAUGUCGUACGGCGCGUUGGACAGACUGCUCCAUGAUCAUCUUCCCAGCCUUGGAAUACGGCCUGAGAAUGUGGUUGAAAUACUACCUUGCUCGCCACUACAAGAGGGAAUCCUCUUAAGCUCCGAGAAACAAAUAGCUACUUAUGCGACAAGCUCUACCUGGCGUUGCGUGGCUACCGAAGGAGUCGUGUCGAAGAUUGAGCCACGGAAGCUCCAGGCCACUUGGGACACAUUGGUGCAGAGACAUUCCAUCUUGUCUACAGUGUUUGCUCUUCAUCCAGAAGGAGAAGGUUUCAUUCAGAUUGUCCUCCGAGGUAGUAACGCCGAGGCCAAAUUAAUUCAUUCUGGUCGUGAGAUUCCGGACGAGUUUCUCGAUAACCUGGAGCCAUCUACGUUUGCAACUCAUGAGCCUCAACACCGUUUCUUAGUUUGCGAGUCUCAUGAUGGGGCGGUUGCUUGCAGGUUGGACAUCAGCCAUGCUUUAAUUGACGCCGCUUCCAUGUCAGUCAUCUUGCAAGACUUGAUUUCCCUGUAUGACGGCAUACUUCCCCCAGAGGCGCCGCCGUUUGGGGACAUGAUGCGACAUAUCAGCAGCAUUCCUCGCUCAAAGCGCAUAGGACCGUGGGCAGUAAUGCUCGAUGGUGUCCAGCCAUGCGAGUUCCCAGUAGAGCCAAACGCCUCCAAGUCCAUCGACGAGGGCCAUAGUGAUGUAUCUGUACCUCCGUUGGCCUUGUCCGAAGUCAGCAUGCUCUGUAAAGGCUUGGGCAUUACUAGGGCUGUUUUCUUCCAGGUCGCCUGGGCUAUGGUUCUAGCUAAUUUUACAGGAAUGGAUGAGGUUUGCUUUGGCUACUUAGCCUCUGGUCGGGAUGCUCCUCUGGAUGGCAUCGAAGGCAUGGUUGGUCCGCUUGCCAACUUGCUCAUUAGUCGAAUCAAUUUGAGGGACUCUCCUCGACAUAUUCUGCAGUCCGUAUCAGAGAAGUCGAUACAACAUCUGGCCAUGCAGCAUGCCUCAUUGGCAGAAAUCCAACACAAACUGGGAAUAUCAGGCAAAAAACUAUUCAACACGUCUUUGUCGAUCAGAGAAUCGGACAAGUUGAAGAGUCAAGAGAGGAGGAGUCUAUCAUUUGAGUCUAGUGGUGGUCAAGAUCCGCACGAGUUUGACAUAAGUCUAAGUGCCAAUAUUGAUGGCGACAAUGUUGAUCUCGUUGUCGAGUAUCGGGAACCAUUCAUCCAAAAACAUGUUGCCAUCGACGCAUGCAAUGUACUGUCGGCGGCUGUGGCCUAUCUUCUCCAAGCAAAUGACGAAGACAAAUCCACGUCGCUGAGCAGAAACUGCUCCCUAUUUGAUGGCUUUUACAGACUCAUGGUUGGAACAGAUGAAGCUACAACUACUGCUUUUUGGAAGGAUCAAUUCCGAGGAACAACUGGUGCUCAUUUCCCAACACCAACUGUUGGAGAAGUAGCCCGACAACACAAAGAAGUUGCCCUCUUCCAAAGGAGCAGUUCUCAGCCAGAAGGGGACGCUUCACCAGCCACUUAUCUUAGGGCAGCUUGGGCUAUGAUUUCCGCAAAACUUCUUGAUUCCACAGAAUCGAUAUUUGGCGCUAUUGUUGGCCACGAUGCUCUGGUGCCCAUUCGCAUUACAAUCAACUGGGAUGACACUGUGAAUAAGCUCUUAGAGUCCGUGGAGCAGCAAGGUCGUGACUUGGAGCUUUUCAAAGGAACUGGAAUUCAACGAAUUCGGCGGAUUAGCGCUGAUGCCUCUAUUGCGUGCGACUUCCAAACUAUUCUCUCUGCCAACAAUAACGACUUGCAGCAAGCACAUCUAAGCAAUAUUGCCUUGGCUUUAAACUACAACAAGUCAACAAUUGGCUCGCACGUUAGUAUCAAAUUCGAUUCGAAUGUCAUUUCAGAGAGCGAGGUCACUCGACUGUUUACUCAGUUUGAACAUAUUCAUCAACAGCUGCUGAGCACAGCGUCAAGGGAACUCAAACUGCGGGAUGUAUCAAUGUCUUGCACCAAAGACCUUCAAGACAUUUGGGAUUGGAACAAAACGGUUCCUGACGCCAUACAAGACAAUAUUCCUCGUAUGAUUCACCAAACCGUUCGACAGCAACCCUUAGCCACAGCAGUACAUGCCUGGGAUGGGUCCUUGACAUACCAACAGCUGGAUGACUUGUCGACCACAUUGGCAUAUCAAUUAAGAAAGAACGGUGUUCAAAACGGCGAUAUAAUUCCGUUAUGCUUCGAAAAGUCCAUGUGGAUGCCUGUAGCCGCCCUGGGAGUCAUGAAAGCCGGUGGUGCUUGUGUUGCAACAGAUCCAUCGAACCAGCCCGAGGAGCGUCUGCGAGCGAUGGCUGCGCAGGUCCAUGCAAAGACCAUUCUUUCUUCAGUCGCAUGCAAAGAUAUUGCCGGUAGACUUGGGGCCAAUAAUGUGAUAUCAGUGGACAUUGACCGCAUGUUCGAGUUCGCAUUGUCUCUAGAUUGCGAACCUUGUCUUCCAGAUGUCAAUGCAUCGGACAUUCUAUACAUUAUGUUUACCUCUGGGAGCACGGGCGUGCCCAAAGGCGCCAUGAUCACGCAUGGGAACUUUUGCAGUGCAAUCGUUCAUCAGCGAGACUUGCUUGGCUUUGAGAGAAACUCACGUGUCCUGGACUUUUCAUCGUAUGCCUUCGAUGUUGCAUGGUCUAAUAUGCUGAAUACUUUGACAGCGGGUGGAUGUCUGUGCAUCCCAUCAGCGGAAGAGAGGCAAGAUAGCAUCUCUGGCUGUUUGGAGAAAUACGAUAUUACGGUGUCAGACUUUACGCCAUCUGUUCUUCGUAGCAUUGAGCCUAAAGCAGCUUUGACGAGGUUGUCUACGAUGCUACUUGGCGGUGAAGUUGUACUCCCAAGCGAUGCGCUGUACGUUCGACAAGGAGCACGUGUUGUCAGCGCUUACGGUCCCGCAGAAUGCACACCAACGAGUAUGAUUUUUCAUCUGUCCCAGGACAGUGAUGGUGGUUUAGGCCACGCAUCUGGACUAUGCACAUGGGUUGUUGAUGCGGAUAAUCCGACACAGCUAACACCGGUAGGCGCAGUGGGAGAGCUCUGGCUGGAAGGACCACUUCUAGGAGCAGGUUAUAUCAACAAUCCUGAGAAAUCGAGCGCAGCCUAUAUCGAAGAUCCAGAGUGGCUUGUCCGCGGUAUUCCUGGCCAGCGACCUGGACGCCGUGGUCGGGUUUACCGCACGGGAGAUCUUGUUCAGUACCGAGAAGAUGGGUCGCUUCUGUUUAAAGGCCGAAAGGACACACAAGUAAAGAUCCGCGGACAGCGAGUAGAGCUGGAAGAGGUGGAGCAUUAUGUCCAUGACGCAAUUUCGGCCGUCGAGGCUGAGAGGACAGUCACUGUCGUGGCCGAGACGGUCAAGAUCCAGGGGAAUCAAGGGGUUAUGCUUGUUGCGUUUGUAUCGAUUGGUACAGAGGAAGAGAUCAACGACGAGGUUCAUGAAAAGACGGUACGGAAAGCCACGGCUGGAGUCACGGAGAGACUGGAUGGACUACUGCCACCAUUCAUGAUUCCAAGCAUUUUCAUACCCAUCCGCAAGAUCCCCAUGACAGCAACCGGUAAAACUGAUCGACGUCAACUUCGCAGUUACGGAUCAUCUCUUACGCCAACUGAUAUCGCUGCAAUAAGCCGCACUGACGGCGAACGGAGAGCGCCGACCAACGACUCUGAGAAACUGAUGCAAGGACUUUGGGCUGAGGUGCUGAACAUGGAUCCAUGUACCAUUGGUAUCGAUGACAGUUUCUUCCGUAUUGGUGGCGACUCAAUUGGUGCUAUGAAACUCGUUGGUUUGGCCAGGAAGAGCGGUUUGUCACUUGCCGUGAGAGACGUUUUUAAGCGGCCAAUUAUGAGAGAUUUGUGUGCUGUAUCAUUAAUGUCUUGA
This is a messenger RNA of Pochonia chlamydosporia 170, 10329 nucleotides long. RefSeq lists its product as hypothetical. Gene Ontology annotation, biological process: amino acid activation for nonribosomal peptide biosynthetic process; secondary metabolite biosynthetic process. The coding region runs from base 1 to 10329 and encodes 3442 amino acids. Gene Ontology annotation, cellular component: cytoplasm. The record is from RefSeq and is a predicted model, not a curated record. Lineage: Eukaryota; Fungi; Ascomycota; Sordariomycetes; Hypocreales; Clavicipitaceae. The transcript is spliced from 2 exons. Gene Ontology annotation, molecular function: phosphopantetheine binding; catalytic activity.